Molecule: messenger RNA, 3027 nt
Organism: Leptopilina heterotoma
Lineage: Eukaryota; Metazoa; Arthropoda; Insecta; Hymenoptera; Figitidae
Exons: 7
Coding region: 742-3027 (761 amino acids)
Source: RefSeq, a predicted model, not a curated record
AUAAAUUAAUACAUGUGAAGCGCUCAUAAGAAAAGGUACCCAAAAAAUUGUAGGUUAUGUUUGCAAUUUGUAAAGUGAAAAUAUAAAGAAAAUAAAGUUUUUCUCUGUAAAAACGCGGUUUAAAUCUUCAUUUGAUCAAAAAUAUUCGAUAAAAACUGGUUUUGUUUUAAAUUAAACACGGAAACUUUUAAUUAAACUGGUAAAUAUAACACAAACAUAACCUUAAAAUUCCUUGCUUCUUAGGCAACUUUCUGCGGAGAGCGUCACAAAUAAAUUAAUUUUAAAUACUAAAUUAACGUAUAACUAUAUUGAAUAGCGAAAGCAAAAUUAAAAUAGAAUUUAUUCUUUAAUUCCAAAAUAAAAUUUUUCAGUUUUUAAUUUAAAAAGCGAUAAUCUCCAGGAUAGUGGUUUCUAAAAAUAGUUAGCAUAAAGGCAACGACCUAAUGUGUCAGUGGAAGGUUAAUAAUAAUGAUUUUAAUUGAAAUUAUCAAAUUGGCAAGUACAAUACGAACGGCAUCACGAACAUCAACGGCUUAUUCGCAUUUGCGCAGGUGGAUCGUCAGGACUUUCUUAUUUAACAUCUCUGAGCCAGUCACGCUACCGUUUGAGUUUAGGUCGGGUCGUGUAAAUUCGAUGGAGCAGUCAGGGGUAGUAUUUCCUUGUGGUCAAGAGAGUUGAUACACAUUUUCCAUUCAGCUGGAUUAAGUAAAUUUUCGUCGAUCGAAGAAUACCAAGGAUGCGAUGGGUGAGGGUGAGAGGGACCGUCUCGGCAAAAGGCAAAAGUCUUCCUAUGGAAUUAACAAAUCAUCCUCGGAUACAGAGAUAGCGCGAGGAAAGAAUAAGAAUCGCAAACAGAAGAGCAAGGAAAAGUGGCCCUUCAACGAAGGCCUCUCAGUUGACGAACUUGCUCGAUAUCGAAGGAAAAAAAUCAAGGAUCAGCCAAAAGACACCUUAGGUUUAUGCCCGUCAGAGGAAAUUAUACCAAAUUUAGUAACAGAAUAUCGGCGAGCUUUUGGUGCUGAAACUGAUGUCACCUUCGACUUGAACAAGGAACCAACGAGGACAAAAAGAUCAGAAAACAGUUUGAAACCGGAUGAAUUACAAAAUACUCAGGAACCUCUAGAGAACCAAAGUCAGUUAGUAGAAAGCAAUUCAAAUAACCCAGAACAACUGCCAAGCAAUUUAUCUUUACCUGAUGGCCAAGGAAUUAUGGAGACUGAAGUAGAUACCUCAAAAUUAAAUGCAAAUCUCAUAAACAGUUCCAUGAAAAAAGCGCACGAAGACAAUUUUUACACAAACACUGAAAAUUCACUAUUCAUUCAUCACGAAGGUUUUCACAGACCGGAAUUAAUGAGGAGACCAACAUCAUUGAAAAUGGAGGGUGACAUGGAAACAAUGACUGAAAAAUCUGAAAAGUUCAUAGAGUGGCUUAAUGUCAGUCGACCAGAGCUUAUAAGAUUGUCAACACAUUUGAAACUUGAGGGUGAUCUUGAAACAACGACUGAAUCGCACGACAGUUAUAUUCCUUUUGUUGGUGUUAAGCGGCCGGAAUUACUGAAACAAACUUCUCAUUUAAAAUUAGAGGGUGAGGCUAGAUUUCUUCCUGAGUAUUCUGCCGUAUUCAAGGAGUACGAUUAUGCAGGGAGACAAGGUUUAAGAAAACCAGAAGCAAACUUAAGAUCAUGUGGGGAUUUUUAUCAAAUAACUGAAGCUAGUCAACAAUUCGCAAGUCCUCGUUCGAAAGAAGCUCAACUAAUGGCAGAACAUGCAAAGGAUUUAGAAGACAAGGAAAACAAAACGAAAGAUGGUGAAAAAGACGAAGAGAAGAGGCACAAAAAAGAAGAAAUGAAAAUGCUAGUGUCAAAAUUGGAAGAUCUCAAGGGACCUCCUCUGGAAAUUCCAGAAUAUAAAGCAGCCUACAAGGAUUUUCCGAGAGAGAGGCCAAAGUUAGUAAAACCAGAAGACGAAAUCGGCAGGGCCGAUGGUUCUAAAGUAUCCUCAUCUCCAGUGCACACAAAAUUCUCAUCGAAAAUCGAUCAAGAUCCAGAAUAUAAAUCAAUAUAUCUUGAUCUGUCACGUGAACGUCCGCUGCAUCGAAAACCACCUUUAAGACCAGUUGUCGUGUCGUCCGGAAGGACAAGUGCAAAUGCCAGUAGAAUGAGCUUCCACGAACCGAGACGUCACGACCUGGAAACAACGAGCGAAGUUAGAUCUCAAUAUGUAUCCUACGGUCAAAUACCGAGAGUCGAGACCCUAAGGAUGCCGGCAAAUUUACGUUUAGAAGGAAAUUUGGAUCUCGAACCAGAAUACAAAAAUGCCUAUUGUUCGAGGCCAAGUCUCUCUGUUUUCAAUGAGCCACGUAUGCAUCGACAUCGUGAACGCAGUCUCAGUGCUUCCAGAAAAAAGGACAAUUAUUGGGUUAAUAAUAACAACAGUGAACAGUUUGGAAGAAUAAAUGCCGCUGACGAUCAGGAUGCAUUUCAAGUUUUGAGUACUCGAGUUCAUGAAGAGAGUAUCGUUGGAAAACCACCAUCUGGAAGUAGGAGAGGAUCUCGAUCGUCCUUAGUUCCAAGACCCUCGAUAGACAUGGCGGAUCAUCAAGUUUUGCGAAAUCGAUCGCCAAGUCCAACGUAUCGUCUGCACGUGUGCAACGUUGAUGAACCGAGAGGAUUUUCCCGAAGGAAGAGAUCUCCGUCCUUGCCGUCUUCCGAGAAGAUACAUGUCACAACGCACGAUUUAGAUGAUAAUGAUGACGAUUGUCAAAGACCUUAUUCUCCAAGUUUUGCCAAGGAUUCCAGACGCUACAGUGACAAUAACCAAGCGUUCGUUGUAUUAGACAAUGACAAUGACAGUCCUAAAAUAAUAAACAAUAAUAAUGCAAAUGAUACUCGUAGACGAAGAACUGAUAGCAAUUUUACCGUUGAUAGUUUGAGUUCAACAAUGACAAGAGGAAGACCCAGGAAUAAAACACCUCCAAAUUGGAUGCCUCCAUGGUACGAUAGUUCUAGUUCCAUAACUGAAAAAUAA